Molecule: messenger RNA, 5639 nt
Organism: Acanthaster planci (crown-of-thorns starfish)
Lineage: Eukaryota; Metazoa; Echinodermata; Asteroidea; Valvatida; Acanthasteridae
Gene: cps1
Product: carbamoyl-phosphate synthase 1
Biological process (GO): L-arginine biosynthetic process; L-glutamine metabolic process; 'de novo' pyrimidine nucleobase biosynthetic process
Cellular component (GO): carbamoyl-phosphate synthase complex; cytoplasm
Molecular function (GO): carbamoyl-phosphate synthase (glutamine-hydrolyzing) activity; ATP binding; metal ion binding
Source: RefSeq, a predicted model, not a curated record
UUUUGCAGAUCUCUUUAAAAUGAGAAUAAAUCUAUGGUUUCAGAUUGCAAGUCAAUACAUGUAUGCACAUGUACAUGUACUUGUUUGUGUACCGGUAGGAUGGUGCCAACAGCAGCAACUUGAUGAUGCAAUCACACUCAACACUGCAUGAACCUCUGAGUGCAGGUGGAAUCACACGUAUUGCACACUUGGCAAGCAUUGAGCCACGUGGCACUUCACACAAGCAUUCACUGCACAUGAACAGUACAUUAAUGUGCACUCUAGAGGUCACUUUCAAGUCAGGUCAUUGGAAGAUUUGACAUGGAGUAGAGCCAUAUAGGUUCAAGCUGGUGAAAGUGAUUUCAGAUUUGAUUGAGGCUAGGACUAUGAUUUUGUAGGUGUGCAUCUGUUGCUGUGUUUUACCAUCCAGAAUGGCGCAUCUGACUCGGGUUGCGUCAGCAUUGAAACAUCAAGUGGGUCCGCAGCUGGGAAGCCUGAGGCUUCGGUUGCUCUCCACAAGUUCCUCAGCAUGGGCUAACCUGGACAAGCCAAGGCAAGCCUACUUGGUGCUGGAUGAUGGCAGUAAAUUCAAGGGUUAUUCCUUUGGUCAUGAGACCUCUGUUACUGGGGAGAUGGUCUUCAACACUGGACUUGUCGGCUAUCCAGAGUCCAUGACUGACCCCAGCUACCGAGGUCAAAUCUUGACCUUGACUUACCCACUUGUGGGCAACUAUGGCGUGCCUGACACAAACAUUGAGGAUGAGAAUGGGCUCAGGAUUCAUGCGGAAUCUGAGAAAAUACAGAUAACUGGUCUGCUGGUACAAGAUUACUCCAAGAGACCCAGCCAUUGGGCCUCUGUCAAGUCCUUGUCUGAUUGGUUGACGGAAGAGGGUGUGCCAGCACUUUAUGGCAUUGACACCAGGAUGUUGACCAAGAAGAUCCGAGACACGGGUACCAUUCUUGGCAAGAUUGAGUUUGACGAUCAGCCCAUUGACUUUGUGGACCACAAUGCAAGGAAUCUGAUAAGUGAGGUGUCCACGACCGAGACUCAAAUCUUUGGCAAGGGUAACCCCUACAAGGUCAUUGCAAUCGACUAUGGAAUCAAGAACAACAUCAUUCGCAGCCUUGUUAAGAGAGGUGCAGAGGUACACCUGGUUCCAUGGGACUACGACGUGACUAAAGACACCUAUGAUGGCCUCUUCUUAUCAAACGGGCCAGGUGAUCCAGCCCUAGCAAAUGCAGCCAUUGAAAAUCUGAGGAAGGUGAUAGAAGAAGACAAACCCAAACCAGUAUUUGGCAUAUGCAUGGGCAAUCAACUGACGGCAUUAGCAGCAGGGGCAAAGUCCUACAAACUGGCUUUGGGCAACAGGGGUCACAAUCAACCAGUGCUUAACAUGAUUAACGGCCAGGCAUUCAUCACGUCCCAGAAUCACGGCUAUGCCAUCGACGAAGCCACUUUACCCAAAGAGUGGAAACCCAUCUUUGUCAAUGCCAAUGACCACAGUAAUGAGGGUAUUAUGCAUGAAUCGAAGCCCAUUUUCACUGCACAGUUUCAUCCCGAACACAAAGGAGGUCCUACAGAUACAGAGUUCAUGUUUGAUACGUUCAUGGAGCUUGUGAGAACUGGACACAGUAACAUCAAAACGGCCAUCAGCCCUGUGGUGCCGUUACCGGAGCGACCUGUGGUUUCCAAGGUUCUUGUUUUAGGAUCCGGUGGUUUAUCUAUCGGCCAGGCUGGUGAAUUUGACUAUGCCGGAUCCCAAGCCGUCAAAGCGCUGAAGGAAGAGAAUAUCCAGACAGUAUUAAUGAACCCGAACAUAGCGUCCGUCCAGACCAACGAAUACGGAGAGAAACAAGCUGACAACGUCUACUUUGUUCCCAUUACCCCUGAGUACGUUAUUGAUGUCAUUAAGCGUGAGAAGCCAGACGGGAUACUGCUGUCCAUGGGAGGGCAGACGGCGCUGAACUGUGGAGUGGAGUUAUUCAAACAGGGUAUAUUCAAGGAGCAUGGAGUGGAGGUGCUUGGAACUUCAAUUGAAUCCAUCAUGGCUACUGAAGACAGGCAGACCUUCAAUGACAAGUUGAAAGAAAUCGGAGAAAAGAUUGCCCCCAGCUUUGCCGUUGAAACAGUUGAAGAGGCUUUCCAGGCUGCGGAAAAGAUUGGCUACCCUGUCAUGGUGAGAGCUGCAUAUGCACUGGGCGGACUGGGUUCAGGGGUCGCCAAGGACAAAGAAAAACUCCAACAGAUAGCUACACAGGCUCUGGCAUUGUCUAAUCAACUCCUCAUUGAGAAGUCGCUGCUAGGUUGGAAGGAGGUUGAGUACGAGGUUGUGAGAGAUGCUGCCAAUAACUGCAUCACUGUCUGCAACAUGGAAAACUUUGACCCACUUGGUGUGCAUACAGGUGACUCCAUCGUAGUGGCCCCUAGCCAGACCCUGUCCAACCAGGAGUACCACAUGCUACGGGAGACAGCUCUGAAGGUGGUUCGCCACCUGGGCAUCAUCGGCGAGUGCAACAUCCAGUAUGCCCUCCAUCCCACCUCCCUGGAAUACUGCAUCAUUGAGGUCAAUGCAAGGCUGUCUCGCAGCUCGGCGCUAGCCUCAAAGGCGACAGGGUACCCACUGGCUUUCAUAGCUGCCAAGUUAGCUCUAGGUGUUCCCCUGCCGCAAAUCCGCAAUGCCACAACCCAAUCCACCACAGCAUGCUUUGAGCCCAGCCUGGAUUACAUUGUGACCAAAAUACCGCGCUGGGAUCUGGACCGCUUCCACCACACCUCCAGUGUCAUCGGAAGUGGCAUGAAGAGUGUCGGAGAGGUAAUGGCCAUUGGUCGCACCUUUGAGGAGAGUUUCCAGAAGGCAUUGCGUAUGACCCAUCCGUCCAUCGAUGGGUUCUCUCCAAAGAUGCCCAUGGGAAAACCCUUCCCAUCCAAUCUGGAGGAAGAGAUGAUAGUCCCCUCCAGCUACCGGAUACACGUCAUUGCCAAGGCUCUUCAUGAUGGCUACACCGUUGACCAGAUCCAUGAUCUAACAGCCAUUGAUAAAUGGUUUCUGCACAAACUGAAGCGGGUCACUGACAUUGACCAUACUUUAGCAAAGCUUGACCAGAAUUCAGUUUCGCCUGACAUGCUCUUGAAAGCCAAGAAAGCUGGCUUCUCUGAUCUACAGAUCGGAAGCAGGCUGAAGGUGGAUGAGAAAGAAGUCCGUAACCUGAGGGAGAAACAUGCAGUCAAGCCUUGGGUCAAACAGAUUGACACCAUGGCUGCAGAGUACCCAGCUAAGACCAACUAUUUGUACUGCUCCUACAACGGCAUGGAGCAUGACGUCACCUUCAACGAUCACGGUACAAUGGUGCUGGGGUGUGGUCCCUACCACAUAGGCAGCAGCGUGGAGUUUGACUGGUGCGCGGUGUCCUGCAUCCGCUCGCUGCGGGAGAUGGGCCAGAAGACGGUGGUGGUCAAUCACAACCCUGAGACCGUCAGCACAGACUUUGACGAGUGCGACCGGCUGUACUUUGAGGAGCUUUCCAGGGAGAGAGUUCUCGAUAUCUACAGUCAGGAGAAAAGCACUGGGGUGAUUGUGUCUGUCGGAGGCCAGAUUCCUAACAACUUGGCUUUGCCUCUGUGGAAUGACGGAGUCAACAUACUGGGGACGAGCCCAGUGCAGAUCAACAAAGCUGAGGAGAGGUCCCUGUUCUCAGCCAUUUUGGAUGAUAUCAAUGUGAAUCAGGCACCUUGGAGGGCACUCUCAUCAUUGGACGAGGCUCUUGACUUUGCGGCCAGUGUUGGCUACCCAUGUUUACUGCGUCCAUCAUUUGUUUUAAGUGGCUCAGCAAUGAACGUGGCAUAUGGCCCUGAUGAAUUGAGGAAUUUCCUCGCCGCGGCAACCAUGGUAUCCCAGCAACACCCGGUGGUAAUCACCAAGUUUGUCGAGGGUGCCAGAGAGAUUGAGAUGGAUGCAGUAGCACAGAGUGGAAAGGUUGUUGCGCAUGCCAUCACGGAGCACGUGGAGAAUGCAGGAGUCCAUUCUGGCGAUGCUACUCUAAUUCUGCCUCCACAGACGAUCAGCGCCGAAGUCAUCAACAAGAUCAAGGAAGCCACAGCUAAGAUAGCUAAAAGGUUUGAAAUAUCCGGGCCAUUCAACACUCAGUUCCUGGCCAAAGACAACGACAUAAUGGUCAUAGAGUGCAAUCUGAGGGCCUCGCGUUCCUUCCCCUUCGUCUCCAAGACCAUCAACUGUGACUUCAUCGACGUGGCCACUCGGGUCAUGCUGCGGGAGCCCCUGGACCGUACCAUGUUGCCCACCUUGGACAACCCCUCCAUCCCCGAGGGCUACGUGGGUAUUAAGGCCCCCAUGUUCUCAUGGCCACGCUUGCGGGAUGCUGACCCACUGCUGAGAUGCGAGAUGGCAUCCACUGGGGAGGUUGCCUGCUUCGGGCCCAAUGUGAAUGCAGCCUUCCUGAAGGCCCUGCUGUCAACAGGCUUCAAGAUUCCCAAGCAGAACAUCCUGAUUGGCAUCCAGAAGAAGUUUGAGCCGGUCUUCCUACCGACAGCCCACAAACUUCACCAGAUGGGAUAUAAGCUUUUUGCCACUGAGAAGACCGCCGAGUAUCUGACUGAACACAACAUUCCGGCCAAAGUAGUGGCCUGGCCGCUGGCCGAUCAGCAUGAAAAGAUAGAUGCUCCAUCUGCAAUCAGAUUAAUUCAGAGCAAAGAGAUGGACUUGGUGAUCAACCUGCCCAAUAACAACACACGCUACAUCCAGGACAACUACUUGAUCCGACGAAGUGCCAUUGAUGCUGGCGUGCCACUCAUGACAAACUUUGAAGUUGUGAAGCUCUUUGCCCAAGCAUUGGACCACGUGGGUAAGCUUGAUGCCACGACCCUCUUCCAUUUCAAGAAGCCCCGUCACAGUGUGAUGAAGACCCUGCAUUGAGAUGUUUCAUGCGACAGGACAUCAGUCAAUCAUCAAUUAUUAGGCACUCAAAGUCCAACCCCUGCCCCCUCAGUCAUCAAUAGAAGGCACCGUAUAACUUUGGUUACUGUGUGACUUUGAAGUACAUGUGCUGGUGUCUGAAGCACUUUGCUGUUGAAGAGUCAUAACAAAUUUUUUUUUUUUGGGUCAACAGAGAGCAGGUCAAAACACAAGCUUCUCUUUUGCAACUUUAGUUUACAGGGAAAAGAGUUUAGGCGAUCAGAAAUAUGUACAUGCAUUUGUGUAGCAACUACUGGUUACAUGUUAACUCGGAUACAAGUAUUCCAAAUUAUCAACCGAAUGUGAGGUCUCUAUUUAUUUUAUUUAUUUUUUCCAAAUACGUUUGUGGAUGAGAUCCAUUUUAUAACUGAAAACUGGGUUCAAAAUGACCCAUUAGGUCAAAAGUCACGAUCCUAAAGAUAUCAAUAUAGUGUCAUAGAGAGUCAUUGAAAACUUCUGUUUUCAAAGAACAGGGUUGAACUGUACGAAGUACACUAAUACUAUGGUUAUCUUGGCGUCUAUUAAAAAAUUCAUAUUGCAUAAUUUUUACUUGGUGUGUAAGUACAUGUAUCUGCUUUGUUUUGUUUUUUUCACACUUACGCUUUUCACCCUCUGUGGGUAUCGGUGGAAGCUCUAAAGGCACUUAAAAUGCUAGAGUUUGUAGAAAAUAUUAAAUUUCAUAGAAUUUUA